GAAAUUUGGAGAGCGACCUCAACCGAAACGGCUUACCAGGGAAGCAAUGCGAAAUUACCUAAAGGAGCGAGGUGAUCAAACAGUACUAAUACUCCAUGCGAAAGUUGCGCAGAAAUCCUAUGGAAAUGAAAAAAGGUUCUUUUGUCCUCCUCCAUGUGUGUAUCUUAUGGGCAGUGGAUGGAAGAAAAAAAAAGAGCAAAUGGAACGGGAUGGUUGCACUGAGCAAGAGUCACAACCUUGCGCCUUCAUUGGAAUAGGAAACAGCGACCAAGAAAUGCAGCAGCUGAACUUGGAAGGAAAGAAUUAUUGCACUGCCAAAACAUUAUACAUAUCAGACUCAGACAAGAGAAAGCACUUCAUGUUAUCGGUAAAAAUGUUCUAUGGCAAUAGUGACGACAUUGGUGUGUUCCUCAGUAAACGGAUCAAAGUCAUCUCCAAACCUUCUAAAAAGAAACAGUCACUGAAAAAUGCAGACUUAUGUAUUGCGUCAGGGACAAAAGUGGCACUAUUUAAUAGACUUCGAUCCCAAACAGUUAGCACCAGAUAUUUGCACGUAGAAGGUGGUAAUUUCCAUGCCAGUUCACAACAGUGGGGAGCAUUUUACAUUCACCUCUUGGAUGAUGAUGAAUCGGAAGGAGAAGAAUUCACAGUGAGAGAUGGCUACAUUCAUUAUGGGCAGACUGUCAAACUUGUAUGCUCAGUUACUGGCAUGGCACUCCCAAGACUGAUAAUUCGAAAAGUAGAUAAACAAACAGCGUUAUUGGAUGCAGAUGAUCCAGUAUCGCAGCUCCAUAAAUGUGCAUUUUACCUUAAAGACACUGAGAGAAUGUAUUUGUGCCUUUCCCAGGAGAGAAUAAUCCAAUUUCAAGCCACUCCAUGCCCAAAAGAACCAAAUAAAGAAAUGAUUAAUGAUGGAGCUUCUUGGACAAUCAUUAGCACAGAUAAAGCAGAAUACACAUUUUAUGAGGGGAUGGGGCCAGUCCAUGCUCCAGUGACACCUGUGCCUGUUGUAGAAAGUCUUCAAUUGAAUGGUGGUGGGGAUGUAGCAAUGUUGGAACUUACAGGACAGAACUUCACUCCAAAUUUACGUGUCUGGUUUGGGGAUGUGGAAGCUGAAACCAUGUACAGAUGCGCAGAGAGCAUGCUAUGUGUUGUUCCAGACAUUUCUGCAUUUCGAGAGGGUUGGAGGUGGGUCCGUCAGCCAGUUCAGGUUCCAGUAACUUUGGUCCGUAAUGAUGGCAUAAUUUACUCCACCAGCCUUACUUUUACAUACACACCGGAACCAGGGCCACGACCACACUGCAGUGCUGCUGGAGCAAUCCUCAGAGCCAACUCAAGCCUCAUGGCUUCCAGUGAAACAAAUACAAACAGCGAGGGAAGUUACACAAACGUCAGCACAAAUCCAACCAAUGUCACAUCAUCUACAGCAACUGUAGUUUCCUAACUACUGUUGUUUGUCUGGACUUAACUGACUUUUAAGUGCUACAUUCAAGAGAACUGAACA
Gavia stellata (red-throated loon) is the source of this 1504-nucleotide messenger RNA. RefSeq names its product recombination signal binding protein for immunoglobulin kappa J region (gene RBPJ). Gene Ontology annotation, molecular function: RNA polymerase II cis-regulatory region sequence-specific DNA binding; DNA-binding transcription activator activity, RNA polymerase II-specific. Gene Ontology annotation, cellular component: MAML1-RBP-Jkappa- ICN1 complex; nucleus. Gene Ontology annotation, biological process: regulation of transcription by RNA polymerase II; Notch signaling pathway. NCBI's taxonomy places the organism in Eukaryota, Metazoa, Chordata, Aves, Gaviiformes, Gaviidae. The transcript has 10 exons. The record is from RefSeq and is a predicted model, not a curated record. Bases 47 to 1444 code for a protein of 465 amino acids.